AUAAGCAACGCGGCGUACGUGCAUUCGGUUCUCUUAUUUAAGCGUUUAAUUUGUUAAUAAUUAUAGAAUAGUGUAUAAAAAUAGUUAAAUUUACGAGCCGAACUGACUGCAGACAUGUCCAAUCUGAUAAAACAAGGCCUGCCACUCACAUCGGCGCGUGCUCCGCUGCUACAAUUUUUGCGAUUUCGCGGCAAGAUAAACAUACAACGCCCCAAGGAGCCGCACUAUGAGCGGGCGCGUGUUGUGGCCGUCACACAGCCCAAAUAUCCGGAGCCGCCGAAGGCUCUGACCUGCUUUCAGUCGCGGGCAGAACGUCUGGGCACCCAGGUGGAGAAUCCCUACAAUGCGAUUAUAGCGCGCGAGGUGCGCAACUGGUUGGAUCAUUCCAAGCUGGUGGCCAUCUUCCAUUUGAACUCAAUAAUGGCAGACGAGCUCUUUCGUGUGCGCGUCCAGCUGCACAAGCAGAACAUGCACCUAAAAUCCUACGGCCGCAAGAUCAUUGCCCAGGCUGUUGCCGGCACACAAUACGAGGCCAUUGUGCCGCUGUUCCACUCGAAUCAUUGCAUUGUGUUCUCGCCGGAUCAGCAUCGUGUGGUCGCGCUGUUGCGCCUCACGCGCAAAGUGCCACAAAUGGUGCUGCUAGGCGGCAUUGUGGAGAACACCCUGCUCAGCCGCAACGAGCUGAUGGACUUCGCACAAAUGCCCGGUCUGCAGGCGGCACAGGCGCAGCUGGUGCAAACGCUCAAUAUGGCGGCCGGCAAUGUGGUGCAGCAGCUGCAGGCGCAUCAGUGCAAUCUGGUCAAGGUCCUGGACGUGCACGCCAAAAGCGAUGCGGCAACGGAGCCGACGAAAGAAACGCAGACAUAAGUUAUAAUUUGUUAAUAACAAUAACAGCAACAAAAUA
Messenger RNA from Drosophila novamexicana, 904 nucleotides. RefSeq names its product 39S ribosomal protein L10, mitochondrial (gene mRpL10). Gene Ontology annotation, biological process: translation. NCBI's taxonomy places the organism in Eukaryota, Metazoa, Arthropoda, Insecta, Diptera, Drosophilidae. The transcript is spliced from 2 exons. The record is from RefSeq and is a predicted model, not a curated record. The coding region runs from base 115 to 867 and encodes 250 amino acids. Gene Ontology annotation, cellular component: mitochondrial large ribosomal subunit. Gene Ontology annotation, molecular function: structural constituent of ribosome.